Molecule: messenger RNA, 2299 nt
Organism: Gasterosteus aculeatus aculeatus (three-spined stickleback)
Lineage: Eukaryota; Metazoa; Chordata; Actinopteri; Perciformes; Gasterosteidae
Product: serine/threonine-protein kinase pim-3
Biological process (GO): protein autophosphorylation; regulation of mitotic cell cycle; negative regulation of apoptotic process
Cellular component (GO): cytoplasm
Molecular function (GO): ATP binding; protein serine/threonine kinase activity
Source: RefSeq, a predicted model, not a curated record
UUCGGGUCACCAGCUUUAAUCCCACCACGAGGCGAUACCGCACGUUACACAUUACAUACAUGUGGAAGUUCUGCUUCUGAAGCAGAUGGUUCUUUGGUCUAUUUUAAGGUUUCAGUGAGCGGAAGGAUCUGUCUGAUCUUUGUAAAUAUUUUCAACCGCGCAGUGGCCAGUCGCGCGCUUCCCUCCCACUGGUCCCGACCGGAUUACCGGUGCCGUGGAGCCGUCACGUUUUUCUCCUGAAGAAGAAGAAGAAGAAGAAGAAGCAGAAGCAGCAGCAGCACGUUGCCCGGUGUAUUUUUAAUUUGUCGUGGAGGAGCUCAGAGCAGCAUGCUGCUGUCCAAACUGGGCUCCUUCCCUCACAUCUCGUCCAGCAUGGAUCUGCCGGUGAAGCUCCAGCAAGCCAAAGCGGAGAAGCAGCCGUUCGAGAAGCUCUACCGAGUGGGCUCGGUGCUCGGCAGCGGGGGGUUCGGCACGGUCUACUCGGCUGUCCGCCUCGCCGACGGGCUGCCGGUUGCAGUGAAGCAUGUGAGCAGGGACCGGGUGACCGAGUGGGGCUCUCUGUGCGGCGCCGUGGUUCCUCUGGAGGUGGUUCUGCUGAAGAAGGUGGGCGGGGCGUUUGCCGGCGUGGUGCGGCUGUUGGACUGGUGGGAGCGGGCGGACGGCUGGCUGAUGGUGAUGGAGCGCCCCGAGUCGGGCCAGGACCUAUUCGACUACAUCACGGAGCGCGGAGCGCUGGACGAGGCGGCGGCACGCGGCUUCUUCCUGCAGGUGCUGGAGGCGGUACGUCACUGCUACGCCUGCGGGGUCGUUCAUCGAGACAUCAAGGACGAGAACCUGCUGGUGGACCUGAGGACCGGACAGAUACAGCUGAUCGACUUUGGCUCGGGCGCCCUCCUGAAAGACGGCGCCUACACGGAGUUCGAUGGCACGCGGGUGUACAGUCCACCGGAGUGGAUCCGCCGCCGUCGGUACCACGGCCGCUCUGCAACGGUCUGGUCUCUCGGUGUGCUGCUGUACGAUAUGGUGUGCGGGGACAUCCCCUUCGAGCACGACGAGGAGAUCCUGCGAGGACUGAUCUACUUCAGACGGGAGAUCUCCGCAGAGUGCCAGCAGCUGAUUGGCCGCUGUCUGAGCCAGCAGCCGUCUGACCGGCCCACCCUGGAGCAGAUUCUCCUGCACCCCUGGGUGACGUGCGGUGAGGGGCCGCAGGUCGAUUCCGACGGCGUCACGCUCCACGCCAUCACGCCCGACUCCUCUUCCAGCCAGCAGAGCCUCUGAUUAGUCAGCGUCCGGGCUGCCCGGAACACUUUUUUUUUUUUCUUUUGUGAGAGCCUCCUCCUGUCCAAGGAGGGUGGGGCCGCUCAGUGUAAAGCCCUCCGCCCCUGUCGGGUGGUUUCUCUCGGAGUGCCUUGAGGUUGAAAGCUGCAGCCCAGGAGUCGGCCGGGAGGGAUCGUCACAAGUUCCGUUCGUUACGAUUAUUAAAAACUAACCGGAGACCAAUCCAGGUAGCUUCCAAAGAUUUUCUUUUUGAAAUGAAAGAUACAGCGCUGUAAUUCUUUUUAUGGUUUCAGUCGGGAGGGUUUUUCACUCCCCGUCUUUAUGCUAAGCUAAGCUAACCGCUGAUGGCAGAGUGGCAAACAUCUCACUUUACUCUCCGUGAGAUUGUCCCAAAAUGUUGAGUUUCCUACGAGGAACCACCUCCCAAACAAGUCCCGCCUACUGGGUGAUGUCAGCAUUAAGCCCCCCACCCACCCUGCCACCGUGGUGGGCAGUCGCCUCUGUAAAUCCUCUCGGUCUGACUUUUUACUGAAUUUCAAAUACAGCAGAUGCAUCACACACUUAACUGUCAUAAUUUCGUUUAAUUUACAAACCGUCGAGGAGGUUUCAUGAUUUAAAAUACACUGCAACAAAAAAAACGUAUAUUUUAAAUCUGGAAUGAUCUAAUUUUUUUGCUCUAAGAUUCCUGGGGAGAAACUACAGUUGAGGUUGAUUGUUUCCGGUGGACAUUUUUCUGUUCUGAUAAGAUAUCUCAAUGCACAGUCAAUGCAAAUAUUCAGUAUUAUAUUUUUAAUACACUGUAUGUGUUACAUACACUGUGUUUACAUUUGUAUAUAUUUUUAUUUCUUUUGUACAUUGUUUUAUUUUUUGUAAAGCGACCGUCCUCAUCAUUUUGUUAUUUAAGUUGUUUAACCUUUUCUUUUUAUUCACCCUGAAAACUGGAAUAAAAUCAGGUACACGAUUGAGAUACAAUUCUAUUUUUUCACAGCAAUUUUCCAAAUAAAACUUGUAUAUAAACAGA